Molecule: messenger RNA, 3657 nt
Organism: Austrofundulus limnaeus
Lineage: Eukaryota; Metazoa; Chordata; Actinopteri; Cyprinodontiformes; Rivulidae
Gene: ddx46
Product: DEAD (Asp-Glu-Ala-Asp) box polypeptide 46
Exons: 23
Coding region: 128-3310 (1060 amino acids)
Molecular function (GO): RNA helicase activity; ATP binding; nucleic acid binding
Source: RefSeq, a predicted model, not a curated record
GGGACUUUGCCUGCCCGCAGUUUUCGUACGUUCACGGCUCGUGCGACACAAACAAACUGCUGUCAUAAUUCAGCACUGUCUGUAAGGUAAAUUAACAUUUUACGAGACCAAACUUCGUGAAGUCAUAAUGGGACGUGAAUCGAGACACUACAGGAAGCGUUCGUCGUCUCGGGGCCGGUCGGGAACCCGGUCCAAGAGUCGCUCCCCGGAAAGACGCUCCAAGAAAGACGACCGAGACCGGAGCAGGAGAGACAGGUCGCGGAGCCGAGACCGCCGAAGGUCCCGAUCCAGAGAUAGAAAAAGAGCCAGGCGUUCCAGGAGCAGAGACCGAAGAAGGUCCAGAAGCCGGGACAGGAAACGGUCCGGGAGCAGGAAUCGGACACGCAGGUCUCGAACUGCCAGCCCGGCGAAGAGCAAGAAAACUGAUGAAAAGCCAAAGAGCAAAGAGAAAGACAACCUUCAUCCUGUUUCUGACAAAAAGAUUAAAGAGGAAAAAGAAGAUGAGAAGGUUGAAGAUCAAGACUUUGACCAGAACAAACUGGAGGAGGAGAUGAGGAAGAGGAAGGAGAGGGUGGAGAAAUGGAGGGAAGAGCAGAGGAAGAAGGCCAUUGAAAACAUCGGGGAGAUCAAGAAAGAGCUGGAGGAAAUGAAGCAGGGCAAGAAAUGGAGCCUUGAGGACGACGACGACGAUGACGAGGAUUUUUCGGCUGUGGUGGAGGCUGACGAUGACGAAGAAACGGAUGGAAAGGGGGAGGGCAAGGAGAAGGAUGCAAAGGAGGUGAAGAAAGAGGAAAGCGAGAAGGAAGAGACGACUCCCAUGGAGCAGCAGGCCGAGGAGGACGAAGUGGAUCCUCUGGAUGCUUACAUGGAGGAAGUCAAACAGGAGGUGAAGAAGUUCAACAUCGGAGCAAUGAAGGGAAACGACAAGAAAGGAGCAAUGACCGUAACUAAAGUGGUGACGGUUGUUAAAACUAAAAAGUUGCCUCACACACACAAGAAGAAGGGUGAGCUGAUGGAGAACGACCAGGAUGCCAUGGAGUACUCGUCAGAGGAGGAGGAGGUGGACCUGCAGACGGCUCUGACAGGCUUCCAGACCAAACAGAGAAAAGUUCUGGAGCCCGUCGACCACGGGAAGAUCCAAUAUGAGUCGUACCGCAAAAACUUCUAUGUGGAGGUUCCUGAGCUGGCCAAGAUGACACCAGAGGAAGUAAACUCAUUCAGACUGGAACUGGAAGGGAUUACUGUCAAAGGGAAGGGUUGUCCCAAACCCAUCAAGACCUGGGUCCAGUGUGGGGUGUCCAUGAAGAUCCUGUCCUCCCUGAAGAAGCAUGGCUACGAGAAGCCCACACCGAUCCAAGCUCAGGCCAUCCCUGCCAUCAUGUCGGGUCGAGACCUCAUUGGCAUCGCUAAGACCGGAAGUGGGAAAACCAUCGCUUUCCUGUUGCCCAUGUUCCGACACAUCAUGGACCAGAGACCCCUGGAGGAAUCUGAGGGACCCAUCUCUGUAAUUAUGACUCCGACCAGAGAGUUGGCUUUACAGAUCACGAAGGAGUGCAAGAAGUUCUCCAAAGCUCUGGGACUGAGGGUGGUGUGUGUUUACGGAGGCACGGGAAUCAGCGAGCAGAUUGCUGAGCUGAAAAGAGGAGCAGAGAUCAUCGUCUGCACGCCGGGGAGAAUGAUCGACAUGUUGGGGGCCAACAGUGGCCGGGUCACCAACCUGCGCAGAGUUACAUAUGUGGUGCUGGACGAAGCAGACAGGAUGUUUGAUAUGGGCUUCGAGCCGCAGGUGAUGCGUAUUGUGGACAAUGUGCGUCCGGACCGGCAGACGGUCAUGUUCUCAGCCACCUUCCCCAGAGCCAUGGAGGCUCUGGCUCGCAGGAUCCUGUCCAAGCCCAUCGAGGUGCAGGUGGGAGGUCGCAGCGUGGUCUGCUCUGACGUGGAGCAACAUGUGCUGGUGAUUGAGGAGGAAAAGAAGUUCCUAAAGCUGCUGGAGAUUUUGGGUCACUACCAGGAGAAGGGAUCAGUCAUUAUCUUUGUGGACAAACAGGAACACGCAGACGCUCUGCUCAAGGACCUGAUGAAAGCCUCGUACCCCUGCAUGUCUCUGCACGGAGGAAUCGAUCAGUACGACAGAGACAGCAUCAUCAACGACUUUAAGAACGGAGCCUGUCGCCUGAUGGUGGCCACCUCUGUGGCAGCCAGAGGUUUGGAUGUCAAGCAGCUCAUCCUGGUGGUCAACUACAACUGUCCCAACCACUACGAGGAUUAUGUCCACAGAGCGGGACGCACCGGCAGAGCAGGCAACAAGGGUUACGCCUACACCUUCAUCACUGAGGAUCAGGCCCGUUACGCUGGAGAUAUCCUCAAGGCUUUGGAGCUGUCUGGAUCUCCUGUCCCUCCAGAACUGGAGCAGCUUUGGGGCUCCUUCAAGGACCAGCAAAAAGCGGAGGGUAAGAGCAUUAAGAGCAGCAGUGGGUUCUCAGGUAAAGGCUUUAAGUUUGACGAGACAGAACAUGCUUUGGCCAACGAGAGGAAGAAGCUGCAGAAAGCUGCACUUGGAUUGCAGGACUCUGAUGAUGAGGAUGGAGCCCUGGAUAUUGAGGAGCAAAUUGAAAGCAUGUUUAAUUCUAAGAAGAGGGUGAAGGAUCUGUCUGCUCCUGGAGCAGCUGCUGGUGCGGCUGGAGGUGUUGCUCCUACAACAGCUGCACCUGGAGGGCUUCCGGGCUUGGCGCCGACGUCUGCAGGGAACAUCCAGAAACUGGAGAUGGCCAAAAGGCUGGCUCUCAAGAUCAAUGCUCAGAAGAACUUGGGCGCUGAGGCUCAGGACGUGAUGCAACAAGCCACCAACGCCAUACUGCGCGGCGGGCCCAUCGUGACGCCGUCCGUGUCAGCCAAGACCAUCGCAGAGCAGCUGGCAGAGAAGAUCAACGCCAAACUGAACUACACGCCCGUGGAGAAGCUGGAGGAGGAGCGGCAGGCGGCUGAACAGGCCGAGACCGUCAGGAGAUACGAAGAGGAGCUGGAGAUCAACGACUUCCCUCAGACUGCCAGGUGGAAGGUGACAUCUAAGGAGGCUUUGCAGAGGAUUGGUGAAUACUCUGAAGCUGCCAUCACCAUCAGGGGGACAUAUUUCCCUCCUGGAAAAGAGCCCAAAGAGGGAGAACGCAAGAUCUACCUGGCUAUUGAGAGUGCAAGUGAGCUGGCCGUGCAGAAAGCCAAAACAGAAAUUACACGACUAAUCAAGGAGGAGCUCAUCAGAUUACAAAAUUCCUACCAACCAACAAGCAAAGGCCGAUACAAAGUGUUGUAGAGGAWGAUGGGUGGCUGAAACGAGGAGUUUCCAUCACUCAGAUUACUCUUUUUUUUUUCAUAAAUAUGUAUUUCAGCCUAUAUUUUAAUGUUUUAUUAAUUAUUUUGGUUCCCCCCUUGUGUUUCAUUUGCCUGCCUGUGAUUUUGUAUCCUCACACACACAAAGAUGUCUGAUAUUACAUGAAUCAUUAAAGCAGCACAAUUCUCCUUUGGGCUAUCUGAGAGAUGCCUUUUAGACAUAAAAUUUGUUUUCUUUAAGGUGAUAUUCUGGUCAAGUUUAUGUACACGCAGCYUGAAAAUGUGGACGAAAGCUGUUUUUACAUUUCCUCAAUAAAACAAUGAACAUGA